CAGUUGGUAAGAAAAAGUGUAAUUGUUACGUUGCAGCAGUGAAAUUGUACCAAAAUUCGAUUCCCUUCCCAAAUCGCUGCACAUUCGAGUGUUAGGUCUCGCAAGCAUAUAACCCACUCCGAUCUCCGGUCUCCGCAGCGCAACUCAGACCAAGGCUAAUCCGAAACCAUGUCCGACGACUUCGAUGGCUGCGAGUGCGUCUGGUCGCAGGAGUACGCGAUGCAGCGCAUUAUCAACUUCAUACGACAGAACCAGGAUGCCUGCACGGACACCGAGUGCUUGGAUGUCGUCGGACGCACCUCGCAGCAGGCGCAGGUCGCCGGACGCGGCGAUGACAGCGGCUUCUCCGUCGCCAUGAUCUUCCUGAUCGUGGCCAUGUUCAUGUACAUAGUGAACCCGAGUACCUGGGGCAACUUCACCAGCAACAAGCGAGCUGGCGGCCGACGCGACAAUAACCAGGACGGCUCGCCGCCACAGCCUCCUCCGCCGGCCAUCAACUAGGUGACUCCGAGGACCCCUGCUUCUACGAAAACCUGAGCAUCCACAACACAAUUUGCAAACAGCAUUUCCUUGUUUUGUUAUUUCUCCCGCUAUUGGGAAUGAAACCACGGAUAGAGCCAGAUCAAUCGACUUGGUGCCAUCCGUUCGCACGUUUACACAGAUUAGGCCAAUUAUACAUCCCUUACAUUGUACAAAACACUUAACCGCGCACUCUGAAACACACCGGCUUAUCAACUAACAUAUUUGGACACUUUUUAAAAGACUUUGGAAAACGAA
Molecule: messenger RNA, 777 nt
Organism: Drosophila santomea
Lineage: Eukaryota; Metazoa; Arthropoda; Insecta; Diptera; Drosophilidae
Product: small integral membrane protein 14
Exons: 4
Coding region: 169-501 (110 amino acids)
Cellular component (GO): endoplasmic reticulum
Source: RefSeq, a predicted model, not a curated record